AAAUUUUUAUUGGCUUUUAUUGGGGAUAAUAAAACUUUUAUUCGGGGACAAUAAAACUUAAUAAAAUUUUCUUGGGGGAUAAUAACAAGUUUUAUUGGGGUUAAUAAAAGUUUAUUGGGGCAAAAAAGUCUCCGGCGACAUAUGAGAUGUUCAACAACUUCUUUGGAGGCCUCUGGCUAAGUCUGGUGACCGGUGGCCAAAGUCCCGUGAAGUCUCCGAUGACUUUUCUCUCUUCCACUCUCUCUCUAAGUGAUAAAGGGCAAAAUUAUCCUAAAAAAUAAAAAACAAUUAAAAAAAAACUUAAUUGAGUAUUAGAGCAAAAAAUAUAUAAUUUGUUUAGUAAGUGGAUAAUCUUAUAAGAUGUUUAGGUAAGUGUAGUUAAAAUUUUGGUAAAUGGACAUUUUUUCCAAAAUAAAAAAGUAAAAGUAAAAAGAAAAAAGAAAUAUUAAAAAUUGGAAUUUGUUUGGGAGACACAUGCCAAGCACGUGGCCAAUGCCAACUUAAAGAAACAUUGGAUCUGAUUUCAAGCUCCAGAUCUCUCUACCUAUUCCCAAAUUCACAUUCUCUUCCCUUUUAAACUUGUAUUACCACAAUUCCAAGUCUUGAAAGCCACCGCAGCUGUGGAUUUGCUUAAAGCUUCAAACUUUCUCUGGCGCUGAAGAAAUGGCCGCGGUCGAAGUGCACCGUUUUGCUCAGUGCAUCACUUGCCAUGCUUGGAGCCCUGAUCGCUCAAUGCUGGCAUUUUGCCCAAAUAACAAUGAAGUUCACAUCUAUACUCUGAUGCAAUCCAAAUGGGAAAAGCUGCAUGUUCUUCAGAAGGUACUUACAAUAUCAUUUGAUGCACAAUUGCUUCAAAUUUGCAUUGUUUUUUGUUGGUUUAUGGUUAAUGUUUUUAUUUUUACCUUUUUCAGGUGGGUCAGUAAACUGAUCAGAAAAAGACACGACUCUUCUGUUACAAGUGUUGCUUGGCAUCCCAAUAAUAUUCUUCUUGCAACAGCAUCUACAGAUGGAAAAUGCCGAAUAUUUUCCACUUACAUUAAGGUCGUCGAUGCAAAGGAAUCAAAAACAGUCUCAUCUUCAGAUGCAAAGUUUGGAGAGCUAAUUCUUCAGCUUGAUCUAUCGUCUUCUUGGGCAUUUGGUGUGAGGUGGUCACCAAGUGGCAAUACCUUAGCAUAUGUAGGCCAUAACUCUAUGAUUUACUUUGUCGAUGAGGUGGGGCCUUCUCCUCUGGCUCAAAAUGUUGCAUUCCGUGAUUUGCCUCUCCGUGAUGUCUUAUUUCUUUCUGAACGACUAGUCAUUGGCGUGGGAUUUGAUUGCAACCCCAUGGUUUUUGCAGCAGAUGAAAGAGGAAUAUGGAGUUUUAUAAGAUUUCUUGGGGAAAGAAGGAUUACUUCUUCAGGUCCAAAAUAUGGUUCACAGCUUUCUGGAGCAUUUCGGACGCUAUAUGGCCAACCAAAGCAUGGAUUGAGCAAUGAUACAAAUGACCAUUCAAGACCACAAGGAACCGUCCAUGAAAACUGCAUUAAUUGUAUCGUGCCGCUUGGAACUUCAGGGAGUUCUAAAGUAAUGCGCUUCAGCACAUCAGGAUUGGAUGGAAAAGUCGUUGUCUGGGAUCUGGAGAAUCAAGCAGACUUAUCAGAGUAUUUUUAAACCUAACAUAAACAUGAAGUAUAUCUUUAUGUAAUGUUCAUGGCAUUGGAAAUGUUCUUGUAUAUUUGAUGUAUACUGAGCAAUUGGUAAUAUCUCUACAAAAGCCUAGGAGAAAAAACAGAGAUCUUGAUGAUUUUAUUUGUGUAUACCUCGUGUAUCACUACAUGUAUUGUAUUGUAUUGUCUUGUGUCCUCACUGAUAAAAAAGAGUGAUGUUUGUGACAAGAAAAUUUUCGUUUGUGUAGUAGUAUUAUCAUCAUCACUCCAAAUUA
Molecule: messenger RNA, 1921 nt
Organism: Rosa rugosa (rugosa rose)
Lineage: Eukaryota; Viridiplantae; Streptophyta; Magnoliopsida; Rosales; Rosaceae
Product: actin-related protein 2/3 complex subunit 1B-like
Exons: 12
Coding region: 664-1650 (328 amino acids)
Biological process (GO): Arp2/3 complex-mediated actin nucleation
Cellular component (GO): Arp2/3 protein complex; actin cytoskeleton
Molecular function (GO): actin filament binding
Source: RefSeq, a predicted model, not a curated record